Messenger RNA from Erpetoichthys calabaricus (reedfish), 1469 nucleotides. RefSeq lists its product as uncharacterized. Lineage: Eukaryota; Metazoa; Chordata; Cladistia; Polypteriformes; Polypteridae. Gene Ontology annotation, biological process: estrogen biosynthetic process. Gene Ontology annotation, cellular component: cytoplasm. Bases 16 to 1044 code for a protein of 342 amino acids. The transcript is spliced from 6 exons. The record is from RefSeq and is a predicted model, not a curated record. Gene Ontology annotation, molecular function: estradiol 17-beta-dehydrogenase [NAD(P)+] activity.
GUGAAUAAAUAAGGGAUGGCAGUGCCAUGCCAGGGAUAUCUCUCAAGGGUUUCAGAGUUCUGCCUCAAGGAAUACAGUGGAUUGCAUUCCAUUGCAGUUGGAGGCAUGGAGCCAAAAACGGUCCUCAUCACGGGCUGCUCAUCAGGAAUAGGUCUGGCACUAGCAGUCAAGCUGGCAAAAGAUGACAAGAAAAGGUUCAAAGUGUAUGCAACCAUGCGAAAUUUAAAAAAGAGCACACAUCUGGUGGAGGCAGCAGGGAAGACACUUGGGAGAACACUGGAAAUAAAGGAGCUGGAUGUUUGUGAUGAAGACUCUAUAAGAAGUUGUGUGGACAGCAUUCCAGAGAAGAAAGUCGACAUACUUAUCAGCAAUGCUGGAGUAGGUCUAAUUGGGCCAAUUGAAUGCCAGACCAUAGAGGAGAUGAAAAAAGUGAUGGACACAAACUUUUUUGGUCUUGUUCGACUUCUUAAAGUGGUCCUUCCUGAUAUGAAGAGGAGAAAAAAGGGACACAUUGUUGUGAUAAGCAGCGUUAUGGGAAUCCAAGGAAUUAUGUUUAAUGAUAUAUAUGCCGCAUCUAAAUUUGCUGUGGAGGGGUUUUGUGAGAGUCUAGCUGUUCAGGCUUUGAGAUUUAAUCUACACCUUAGCCUCAUUGAACCUGGUCCAGUGAUCACAGAAUUUGAAUCUAAGGUUUAUGAAGAAUCCUUGAAAAUGGAUCUUUCUGCAGCAGAUGAAGAAACUGCAAAUAUAUACCUGAAUGUUUAUAUGAAACAUUAUAAAGAGAUCUUUCAAAGUCUUGGGCAGUUACCUGAAGAAAUAGCAGAGCACACACUUAAGAUAAUUACACUUGAUAAUCCACCAUUCAGACAUCAAACCAACAGUCUCUAUACUCCAGUGACAACACUCAAGUAUGCUGAUCCAACCGGAGACCUUUCUGUUGAUGUCUUUUACAAGUCUGUUUUUAAGUAUGAUAAAAUUUUUACUGCCAGUCUGAACUUCCUCAAGUUACUUAGAUGGAGGAGCAGAAAAAGCUUCACUCUGGACUAACCAAGUCAAUGAGCCCCGUGCACAAUUUAUCAAACUGCACAUAAGGAAGAUGGACAUAUAUUUAGGAGCUGUACUGUGCAAUAGUGGUUCUAGGAUAAAUCAGGAAACAGGCUAUUUUCUAAAUCCUUAUUGCAACCAUUUGGGAAGAAAUUUAAAGAAAUGAAUAUUCAGAUUAGACAGAUUAAUAUGUUAAUAAAUUUACAGCUGAUGUUUAGAACAGAUAUAGAAUCUCUCAAAAAUGUAUUACUGGGGAAAUAGCAACUUUGGUUAAAAAGACAGUAAUUGCUUUAAAACUAAAAAUAUUUUUUAGGUAUCCUAAAGUAAAUACACAAACGUGGUUCCCAAUAAAUUACGCAAAGUUAGAAAGUAAAUCUUAACAUUGUUGGCAACAAUCUAAAGCUAAUUUAAAAAGCAAUAUUGGAAUA